UUCUCCACGUCUCAGAUUUCGCAAAGGCUCAUGGGAGCGACCCGGACGAAGGUGUGUCAAGAUGGCGGAAGCCGAGGAGUCUCCCGGAGAACACGAGACAGCGACGCCUAGGCCUUUGUUUGCGGGCCUUUCUGAUAUAUCUAUUUCACAAGACAUCCCAAUAGAAGGAGAGAUUACCAUUCCCAUGAGUGCUCAUGCUCGAGAACUUGACAACUCUACAUUAAAUGAAUCUGUUCGCCAUACCAUCAUGCGUGAUCUAAAAGCUGUGGGGAAGAAAUUUAUGCACGUUUUAUAUCCAAGGAAAAGUAAUGCUUUGCUACGAGAUUGGGAUUUGUGGGGCCCAUUAAUACUGUGUGUGACACUUGCAUUAAUGCUACAAAAGAGCUCUGUGGAUGGAGAAAAAGAUGGAGGACCACAAUUUGCAGAAGUUUUUGUCGUCGUCUGGUUUGGAGCGGUUACUAUUACACUCAAUUCAAAACUUCUUGGCGGCAACAUUUCUUUCUUUCAGAGCCUAUGCGUGCUGGGAUACUGUAUCCUUCCUUUGACCGUUGCAAUGCUGAUUUGCCGCCUGGUGCUUUUGGCUGGGCAGGGACCAAUAAACUUCAUGAUUCGGCUUUUUGUGGUGGCAGUGAUGUUCGCUUGGUCUGUGAUUGCAUCUACAGCCUUUCUUGCUGACAGCCAGCCUCCAAACCGCAAAGCUCUCGCUGUGUAUCCAGUCUUUUUAUUCUAUUUUGUGAUCAGUUGGAUGAUACUCACAUUCACUCCAUAGUAAAACUGGGUACAAGCAUUGAAAACCAAUUAACUGAAGGCUCACCUGAAAGAACAGCUUACCGAUAACUUCCCCUCUUCCUUGAUCAUUCUUGAGGUAUUAAAAGGGAGCCACAUAGCACUGUUGUCAUUUAUAAAGGAACUGAUAUUUGCAAGACUGUCCUCUUUCUCUUAAUGUUAUUUCUUUCAAAUACAUUUGCAUACCACACAUAGUAAAAUGCCUCCUUAAGGCAUGAUGAAGUUACUGUGAUCUAUUAGGGUGACAACCAGUGACUCGAGGAGCAAGUGGAUCCAUUCUGCAAAUUAAAAAGGGUUGGUGAUCAUCUUCAGCUUGGAGAAUAUUUGUUCACGUGCAGCUCUUAAACACAUUGCCUUAUGACUAUUAGAAUAUGCCUCUUUUCAUAAGUAGUAAUAGUCUGUAUCCAUUUUCUUUUUCUGUUCUCCCCCAAACUUAAGAAGGCAAAGACAGGUUAGGAAGGUUUAUAGAUGUGGGAGGAGAAAACAUGCAUUAACUAAUUUUCAGAGUUUGGUCAGAGGUAGUGCUAUACUUGGUUUGUUUUUUGUUUGUUUUUAAGCAAAUGACAUCUAAAGAAACAGCUUUUUAAUAAUAUUUUUAUAUAGUUGCCUUUCUGUCAUGUAUAACAGUACCUCAGCUAGUACUCUAGUUUUUAAUCUUUCCUCUGUUUAUAUUUUCCUGAAUAUACAAUGCUAGCAGUCAGGCAUGCAACUUUCCUUUGACUGAUGUUCUCAGUGGUCCAAUGUUUGAGCUUUUCUAAGUAGCAGAAGGAAGAAAUCUACUUCAUGGUUUUGUAAUGCAUAUUGUCAUGUGGGCACUUUCUUUUAAGGUAUAGGUUACAUAUUGCAUAGCUAAAAGGACCUAUUCAUUAUUUGGUAUGGUCCAGCCUCAGACUAGAAAGAAAGGCUACAUCAGAAGUGUACAUUUAACCAAAUGGACACAGAAUCUAGUGUUCUGAAGCCUGGGUAACAGACGGAUGUGUAUGUAACAUGACAAAGGGUAAGUUGAGUUUACAGCUGCUGCCUUUCCUGUAGUGGGCUCAGCAUUUUUUUUUUAUUAUAUAUGGAGUUUUUUGUAUUUGUUUGUUUGUUUCUGGCUGGGGAAUAGCAAUUUAUUUUGUGUUUUAUAGACUUUAUUUGUAAACCUAGUAAGCUCCCCUUUAGAUAUGUACAUUUUGCACAUGUGCACCCACCUAUACUCUCAGAUAUUUAUGCACAGAAGUGUGAAGGUUUUUCAGGGAACAGAAUGUCAGACAGGCUGAUUCGCAGCUAAGUAGGACUCCUGUAAGGUAGUAAGAGCUGUUACCUUCUCUAUUUCAAUUGAAGAAUUCUAAUUGACAAAAAUUAGGAGUCCGAUCAUUCAUUGUAAAUAUGCACUUACUUAUAGAGAUAGAAAUUUCUUAUUCCGUGUGUUUUCUUUAUCACAGAAUUUAAAUAUUUAUUGAUUUUGUAUUUAAAGACUACCUUCAUAUAAAUAUAAUUCUAAAAAUGUAAUUUUUCCCAUUCUCAGAGUAACCAAAUGAACAAUGCUAGGCCAAAUGAGUUCAUGGGAUGAGUUACAAAGCAUUACUGAGUUUACCCUCACUAUCCCAGCCUUGUCUAAAGAUUUGGUGGUAUAUAUUUGAAUUUAUUGUAAUUUAUUUUUUAAAUUAUAAACCCUGUGUGGAUACAUCAAGUGUUUCACUCUUGAGUUAGUAAGAAAAAAAAUUGAAACUGACGUUGAUUUUUUUGAGGUUUGUCAUAAAUUCUCUCUUUCCAUUAUCUGAAAAAUUUUAAGCUUUCCACUCAAAUAUUUUUUCUAAGUUUUUUUUUUUGUAAUCUGCCCAAGUAAGUAUAAUAAUGUAGUAACCAUACUUCUCAAAAGUAUAAUAAUGUAGUAACCAUACUUCUCAAAGGAGAUUUAGUCUCUACUGGAUUUUACUCAGGUGAAACAUUUAUUCUGAAAUCCCUAACGCCACAAUUUAAGGGCAUUUGGAGGGUUACACACAUUGGAUAUAAGACAGUGUGAUCCUGUGAGUGUUAAUCUGUUGCUCUUGGGUAAUUUGAUAAAUGGUUUUAUAUAAUUGAAAUGUAGGACUGAGGGUGUAGUUUGGUGGUAGAGCAUUUGCCAGACAUGCAUAGUACUGUUGAUUCAGUCCUUGGCAUUGCCAAAAAAAAGUAGAUGAACUGGAAGAUUAAUUACUUUUUUUCUAGAUUCGAAUGAUAAAUAUAUGCAAAAUGUCUGUUGCUUUCUGUGACAAGUGAAGUCCUGAGUCUGAAAGUUGUAAUGUAGCUUUUCUUGGUUUGUUGCAAAGGCUUAUGGUUGAUUCUAGAAAUGAAGACUAGAAGGGCAGAAGCCUACAACAGAGGGACUCCUAUUCUAGGUUGGUGACAUUUCAUGCUUCUGGUGAAUUUCAAGCAGAAUGUGUGUGUAUGGGUAUCAUAGCCAGCUUGGGUGAUCACCUGCUGUUUCUACAUCUGAGACCAUGACAAUUGUUGUUACAUGGCUUAGCCAUAGGAGGGGUGAAGACUUGAUUUAAUUGGUUCUCAGAUUACAAAAACUAUCAAUGACAACAUAUUUAAAUGUUCUGAAUGGUUCUUGAAAGUCACCAUCCAAUAAGGAUUUUUUUUUUUUAUAUUUAUGUGUUUUGUUUGAAUUUUAGCCUCAAAGUUAUAUAAGUUGAAUUUGUUUUUUUUCAUUGUGUUGUGGGAUCUUUCUUUUGUUGGGUGAAGUUAUGUAUCAAGAGUGGUAAUCAUUUUGCUGUUGACUCGUCUUUUAUAAAUAGUACCCCUAAAAAUGUGAUUAGAAGGCUAAUAAGCCUGUACUUGGAGAUAUAAUAAUCUGUUGACUUACUGCAUCUGAGAUGCCUGCUUUUUCCUGGAGAUGAAAAUGAAAAUUUGUCAGUUGAUAUUUUUGGGUACCGUUGAGUCAUCCAUUGCAUACUGAUAUUUUAGUACAGUUUGAGUACUGAAGUGAUCCUUAACUAGACUGUCAAUUUCUGAGACGGUUGAAUGGAACUAAAUGUAUGAAUAUUGAUGGAUCCAUGUAUGUAAAUUAAAGAUCCUUUUCUAGAGUCUGUGCUUUUGUUAUGAAUAUAGAACUGACAGGGACAAUAAUUUUAUGAUUAUUAAUAGUUAACAUUUAUUGGGCACUUACUCUAUACCAAUUUAGUAUUCUACUUUUAAAAGAACUAUUGUAAUAGCUUUAUUAAAGUACACUUUACCAUAAAAUCCAGUUUUCAAAGUGUACAAUUCAGUGUUUCUUACUGUAUUUUGAGUUCCACAACCAUCACUGCUGUCUAAUUUGAAAAUGUCUGUCUUUAUCACUGCAGAGAAACCAGUCACACCUGUUCUCUAUUCACCUUCAGUUCCUGCAACUACUAGUCUACUUUCUGUCUAUUCAUCUGGCUGUUUGUAGUACCUGCUCUAUUCCCUCCACUCCUCGACAUAAAGUACUAUAAUUCUCAUUUUACAGUAGAAAAUUGAGGCACAGAAAUGUAAUUGUCCAAGGCCAUGCAGGAAGUUAAUUUAUGGUAAGAACACAUUAGAUGAGAUGCAGUUUACAUUGUACUGUUAGGCACAUAAAAUGAACACAUUCCCUCCCAGGGUUAGUCUCCUGUUACUAACCUUUGCACCCUAGAGCUGACUGGAGAUAGAAUGUCUUGUUCUUUUUUCAGAGUAAUAGAACUCUGGCAUCUGAGCACACAAAGCAGGCAGACUUAGGAAGAAAUAGUUUUUCUGCCUUUGAACCCUCUUUCUCCUUCUCUUUUUACACACAAUCUAUAUUUGUUAAAGUUUCAAGAAUCAAACAAAGUACUUUAAAAACUUCCCAUUUUACAUAUACAUAGUCUUUUUCUCAAAUUUGAAGAUCAACUACUUUUACUUUUCCUAUGGAACAUCUCUUACGAUGUUUAUAGUAUAGGGUUGUAUCUGGUCACAUAGGGUACUGGGACUAAUAAGACUGAAGUAAGUCGUUUGAGAACUGAAUGCCUUUUCCAUUUGGGUAUAUGUGGUGAGCAUAAAGACUUUGCCUUAAUGAAGUUUGUUCAUUUCUGGUCUUUGGUACUCUAAUUCUGAUCUUUCUUAUGAACAGUAAACCUGUGUAAAGAAACUUGUAAAAUGGUUUGUAAAUGUUGUAUGUGUCAAUAAAAACACUGGAAAGGG
This is a messenger RNA of Phodopus roborovskii (desert hamster), 4926 nucleotides long. RefSeq names its product Yip1 domain family member 6 (gene Yipf6). NCBI's taxonomy places the organism in Eukaryota, Metazoa, Chordata, Mammalia, Rodentia, Cricetidae. The coding region runs from base 62 to 769 and encodes 235 amino acids. The transcript has 7 exons. Gene Ontology annotation, cellular component: trans-Golgi network; membrane. Gene Ontology annotation, biological process: endoplasmic reticulum to Golgi vesicle-mediated transport. The record is from RefSeq and is a predicted model, not a curated record.